AUGGCCCAAUUUGGAAAAAUGGUGAUGUUGUGGCCAAAAAUAGAUGUGGUAUCUCCACCGCCAUUCUUUUCACCGGGGACUCUACAAUAUAAGGAGGAUGUUAAUCUAGUAACACAAAUAAUUGCAGGAAAUAUCACAAAUACAAAGCUAAUAAAAAAUGAUCCACUUUUGUCAGGGAUUAUUGAUGUAAUAUUUUUACAGAGUAAUAUCGUUAGUGAAUUAAAGAUGGGAAAUGUUUUUGAUGAUGUAAAUCAAGGCUUAUCUAUUGAUGAUCUUCCAGGUGGAUUAGAGGAGUUCAACAGAGAAUACAUGAAUAAGAAUGAACGCUAUAACAUACCUGAAAAAUAUUUUGAAUCGGAAUUUUUUGAUUUGUUUAUUGCAUUACUAAAGUUUGCUAAAGAUGGUUGGGAUAAGAUGAUAAAUUCAUUCAAGAAUAAACCCACUGAUAUUAAUUUUUUCUACUCUUUAGGAACCAUCGUUGAAAUUUUCAUUGUGGAUAGGAAAUAUUAUCCCUUACAUAGAGCUCGUAGACUAUGUUGUAUAUAUAUACCAUUGGAUGAUAACAAUGAAUCAUUUACAGAGACAAUUAUUUCACUAAUCCGCAUCGUAUAUUCAGUAAAUCAAAGAUUGAAAAAAUCACUAAAUAUCAUAAAUGAGAUAGAACAAACAUCAUUUCAGGAAUUACACAACAUUGAAAAGAAUGAUUUAGUUACAAUUCUUACUUAUGAUAGUGAUUGA
Entrophospora sp. SA101 is the source of this 738-nucleotide messenger RNA. The record is from the annotation of a GenBank genome assembly. Lineage: Eukaryota; Fungi; Glomeromycota; Glomeromycetes; Entrophosporales; Entrophosporaceae.